CGAAACCCUAGCCGCUCUGGGGUUCCCCUGUUUCCUCCGCUACACCUUCUUCCUCAAGGCAAUUCUCCGGCGCCUGGAUGGGGCCUCCGCCUCCUUUAGGUGGCUCUUCCCAAUCAUGUUCUGACCAAGUGGUUUCUUCUUCCAAAAAGGAGAACUGUACGCUGACAGUAGCUGAUGGUUCGGCCUCCGCUUUGCAAUCCAAACCAGAGUUUGUUGUUACGGAUGGUGUUGCUCGGAUCUCGAUUCCUGAUGAACUCAUUGCUGAUGCUCUCCCGUUGUGGAAGAAUUUUGUGAUCGGACACUUCAUGGGAGAUGUCCCUCAUGUGGGUUCGAUACACGCCACGGUUAAUCGUAUCUGGACAAUUUUGGAGAAGACAUCCAAGAUUGAUGUUCAAGUCAUAAACAAAACAUCUGUCCUGUUCCGUAUAGUGAAUCCUAAGAUUCGAGAACGUGUUCUGAAAAGAAAAUAUUGGCAUAUAGCCGAUAUUCCUCUUGUUGUUAGUGAGUGGAAUCCAGAAGCGUCACAGGCGCCACCGGAUCUCUCGGCUAUGCCUAUGUGGGUUGACUUACGGGGUGUACCGGGAAAUCUUUUCUCACACCAGGGUCUUGAGCUACUGUCAAGUACAGUGGGAAAGUUUGUGAAGCUGCACCCAAAUACAGAGCGAUGCAUAAGGUUGGAUGUGGCAAGAGUUCUAGUGGAAGUGAAUUUGCAGGCUCCUUUAACGGAAACUAUAAGUUUCGCGAAUGAGAAAGGAGAGGAGAUUCUGGUUCCUGUUAGCUAUCCGUGGUUACCUCCAAAGUGUAAGCUGUGCUCUCAUUGGGGUCACAAGGAGAAGGAUUGUACUGCUUUUGACAAGAUUCAGAUUGUUUCGGCAACACAACCUACUGGACCUAAGAAGGUACAAGGUGACGAGGUGGUAGAUUCCGCUACAGUGAAGGAGUUGGCUCAGAGUCUUUUGCAGGAUCUGGCACUAACUCCAACGCUGCACUUACCUCCUAUAGUGGCUGGUGAUAAAGUUGACACACCUACACAAAACCAAUCUGCUCUUCCACAAGAGAACCAAUUGACUCUAGUGAAGAGUAAGAAUCGAAGUUCAUCUCCAGUACUCAAAGGUAAGGGUGUGGAACCUCCAACCAUCCCUGCCUCGCUAACGGGUUUUCGAGUUCUGCAGAACGAGGGAGAUGAUGAGAAUGGAGGAGACUCAGAACUUUUGAAUCAGAACUUAAUGUUAUCGCCGAAAAUCAGAGUAACAGAAGCACAAACGACUGUGAAUGGGAUAGCUGGUGACAAAGAAGACGGAGAAAUCGAUGAAACAGAGGAGGAUACCAACGCAAGUUUGGAUCAAGUGAGAACUGGGAAGGGGGAAAAACAGGAAUCUGCUUCUUCUCUUGCGGACCAGACCAUGGAUAAAGUGCCAAAAAUAAACAUGGGUCGCAGUCGUAGUCGAUCCCGUGGACCACCUAAGCCAAUAACGCAGAGAAAAGAAGUCAGAGUGAAAGGAUCAAAGAAUACUUCCUCACGGAAGUGAUGACGCUUUGAAGGAUUUGAGUCCUUCAUCUACUCUAGAACGAUUGACUAACGUUAGUAGUUUCUAUUUGGUGUUUGUCUAAAGUAUUAAUUUUUCUAUUAUUAAAUUGGAUUUAGUGUU
Messenger RNA from Arabidopsis arenosa, 1649 nucleotides. The record is from the annotation of a GenBank genome assembly. Lineage: Eukaryota; Viridiplantae; Streptophyta; Magnoliopsida; Brassicales; Brassicaceae.